Pollicipes pollicipes is the source of this 4692-nucleotide messenger RNA. RefSeq names its product phosphatidate phosphatase LPIN (gene Lpin). Gene Ontology annotation, cellular component: nucleus. Gene Ontology annotation, biological process: triglyceride biosynthetic process; fatty acid catabolic process; cellular response to insulin stimulus. Gene Ontology annotation, molecular function: phosphatidate phosphatase activity; transcription coactivator activity. Bases 379 to 3597 code for a protein of 1072 amino acids. The transcript is spliced from 13 exons. The record is from RefSeq and is a predicted model, not a curated record. Lineage: Eukaryota; Metazoa; Arthropoda; Thecostraca; Pollicipedomorpha; Pollicipedidae.
GUAUUUUUUAUCGGGUGCCCCGGCGACCGCGACGGGAUCGGCGGCGCACGUCUCCCUCCACGACAGAAGUCUCCGCUGCGGCGUCCCGACCGCAGCGCCGCACGAGCUCGCGCCGCUUGUCGGGUCUCGCCGGCGCCAGAGAGGCAGCCCCGCCCCGCUGGCCGCGGCGUACGUCAGACACCGAGCGACCCGGUGCGGCAGUGGCAGCUGCGAGCCGAAGGCGGCAGCGCACGGCGUGCAGCGCAGCGGAAGGAGGUCACUUGCAGGAGAGAUCCGAACGCGCGCACGCAUGGUUAAGCUGAUCACAUGCUAAGGCACCACAUCUGGGAGCCACUGUAAGCACACCAUCUGGUGAAGGGGAUCUGCUCCCCUUAGAAGAUGGAUUACAUAGGAAAGUUCCUGUCAAACUUCAAAGAAUUCUACAAUGAAAUCAACACAGCAACAUUAACAGGUGCCAUAGAUGUUGUGGUUGCACAGCAAGAAGAUGGCUCAUACAUCUCAUCUCCAUUCCAUGUUCGCUUUGGCAAGAUUGGUGUCCUCAAAAGCAAGGAAAAAAUUGUGGACAUCGAGAUCAAUGGCGAGCCCGUGGACAUCCACAUGAAGCUGGGCGAGUCGGGUGAGGCGUUUUUCGUCGAGCCGGUGGAGGAGGGCGAGGAGAUGUCGUCGGCCGAGCUGGCCACGUCGCCGCUGCCGCAGCCGGCGCGCCAGCGGCCCGCCUUCCAGCCACUGCUGGUGGACGGCCGGCAGCUGGACAGCAGCGAGCCGUUCGGCGGCUUGCAAGACGCGGCCGAGGUGGUGGAGGGCGCUGCCGCCGCCGGCCAGGCCGUCGCCGCCGAGGUGCGCGUGAGCCUGGCCAGCAUCAGCGACGGCGCCGCGCAGACCCAGCUGACGGUGGCCAGCGGCAGCUGUGACGUCACGCCGACGGCCGGCAGCCAGGCGCCGGACGCGCACGCACAGAUGACGGUGACGGACGUAGCGCGCUCGCUGGAUGCAGCGUCGGCGGAGGAGGAGCACACGGUGACCACUGACCUCAGCUGCAGCGUGCGGCCGCGGCCGGGUGACGCGCCGCUCACCUUCAAGGCGCGCAAGGUGGAGAAGCUGGUCAAGCUGGACGGCUCCACCAUGUUCGUGCCGAUCAAGAACACGGAGAAGGUGUCGGCCGGCACGCAGACGGAGCGCGAGCUCCACAGCAGCUCGAGCUCGGGCGGCUCGGCCGACUCGCGCACGCCCAGCGCCGGCGACGAGCGCGACCAUGUCAAGAAGCGCAAACAGAAAAAGCGCAAGACGGCCAAGCACCGGCGCUCGCUCUCGGAGACCAAGGUGGAGGUGCGCGAGGAGAGCAUCUUCGAGAUGGAGGACGUCAGGCAGGAGGUGCGCGCCUCACGCGCCUCGCUCGACGAGUGGACCACGUGCAGGUCUGCCUACCCGCAGGACUGUCAUCCGUUCAGCGACACGGACCUCAGUCCGGUCGGCAGCCCGCACUCGUCCCGCGCUCCGACGCCCAUCAAGUCGGACACCGAGUUCGAGAUCGAGCGCGAACGGCUGGUCAGCGACGAGGGCAGUCAGACGGACACCACCGUGUGGCAGUGGGGCGAACUGCCGUCGCCAUCGCGCCCGCAGUUGCUGCCGCCGGCCGCCGCCGCCCCGCUGCAGCCGGCGGCGGCCGACGGCGCCGACGCGACGACGGCCGCCACCGCCGCCGCGGCCAGUGUCGCAGCUGGCGAGGAGCGCUCUGUUCUCUCUGGCAUGUUCAGCUUCAUGCGCAAGACGAAGAAGGCGCGGCACAACCCUGUGUCGGAGGGCAUCUACCUGGACGACCUGAACCUGGAGUCGCUGGACCCGGAGGUGGCGGCACUGUACUUCCCCAGGUCGCAGUCGCUGAUGACGGCCGGGGACAAGGACGCGGCGGCCGAUCACGGCCUGGACGACGACGAGGGCAACGGCUCGUCCAUCCCGCACUCGCCGUCGCCGUCCAGUCCGCACAGCUCGGACGGCGCUGUCGGCGGCCGGCCGCUCGACCCCGACCUGGAGCGCCAGCUGGGCGACGUGGCCAUGUCGCUAUGCGGCGGCCUCGAGGGCUGCCAGGACGGCGAUGUGCCCGAGAGCCUGUUCCUGCAGUGCCUGGUGACGUACGACGACCUGUGCGACGACCCGCGCCUGCUUGAGCGACCCGAGCUGGUGGUGCGCGUGGCCGGCCGCUACUACAACUGGCAGACGGCCGCGCCGCUCCUCUGCAGCGGCGUCAUGUUCCGGCGCGCGCUGCCGGCCAACACCGUGCACCGGCUCGCCGAGCAGUUCAUGCCCAAGAAGAAGCCGACCAAGAAGGGCGCCGGCCGCAGCUACUCGUGGUGGUCGUGGCGGCGCUCGGCGGCCACGGCGACGCGCGACGAGGGCGAGCCGCCCGCGCAGCCGGCGUCGCUCGACGAGCGCGACGCCUCCGAACCGCCGCCGCCACCGGCGGCGCCGACCGCCGAGCUGUUGAGCUCUGAACAACCGGCCGCCGGACCGGCGGCGCUGGACGAGCGGCAGGCGGAGGGGCCGCUGGUGAUGGAGCCACUCACACCCGGGCCGUUGGCGCCCGAGCCGGCGGCGCCCGGGCCGCAGCGCGAGAGCGAGGCGCGCGCGCACCAGGAGUCAGUGGACCUGCGGCUGGCCGCGCAGACGGCCGAGUGCGAGACACAGACGGGCACGCCGCCCGACACUCCCGGCCGCCACUGGCCCGCCGUUGCCGGGGCGGCGGGCGCCGACAGCCAGCGUCACUCCGAGUCCGACGACACGGUCGAAGAGGAACUGCUCAUCGGCGAUGACCGCCGCUUCAAGAAGACGCUGCGCCUCUCCUCUGAGCAGAUCGUCCGGCUGGGCCUCCACGAGGGCCAGAACGAGGCCUUGUUCAGCGUCACCACCGCCUACCAGGGCACCUCGCGCUGCAAGUGCAACAUCUUCCUCUGGCGCUACGACGACAAGAUCGUCGUGUCGGACAUCGACGGCACCAUCACCAAGUCUGACGUGCUGGGCCACAUCCUGCCCAUCGUGGGACAGAACUGGGCGCAGAGCGGCGUGGCUGCGCUCUACUCGAAGAUCCGGGACAAUGGCUACAAGUUCCUGUACCUGUCGGCCCGCGCCAUCGGCCAGGCCCCGAUCACGCGCGAGUACCUGCGCUCGGUGCGCCAGGGCGACGUGCGGCUGCCGGAGGGGCCGCUGCUGCUCAGCCCCUCCUCGCUGGUCAGCGCGCUCCACAGGGAGGUGAUCGAGAAGCGGCCCGAGGACUUCAAGAUCCCGUGUCUGCGCGACAUCCAGGCGCUGUUCCCCGGCCAAAGUCCGUUGUACGCCGGCUACGGCAACCGCGUCAACGACGCCUUCGCCUACCGCGCCGUCGGCAUACCUUCGUCGCGCAUCUUCACCAUCAACCACCGGGGCGAGCUACGUCACGAGCUGACACAGACCUUCCAGUCGUCCUAUACAAAUCUGACGAACAUCGUGGACCACUUCUUCCCGCCGGUGGUCGAGCGAGACAGCCAGGUGGCCAACAUCGACUUCAACUCGUUCGUCUUCUGGCGGGACCCCAUCCCAGAGCUGUCGGAGCUGCCCCUUCUCUGAACAGGAGCUGGGCCGCCGGGCGCGCUGACCGUGCUCGCUGUGCGUGGCGCUGGUGUUGGCCGCCCUCCUGCGGCCGCUGCGUCCGGCAGCACCCCGCCCGGAGCCCCGGCGGCUCCCCGCGCCCGAGCGCCGUCACCACCGGAGGAAGAGGCCCUGGGCUCACGUCGCGUGGUGUUGUGCCGAGAGCGGGGCGCAGGUGUCGGUUGUGAGUGGUGUUUGGUUCGCUCCGGUCGGAGGGCGGCCCAUGUUGUGUCGGGAGCUACGGGGCGAGCAGGCUGUGGACGCCCUUGCCGGCCGGGGCCCGCGCCGGGCAGCCCGGCCGCCGCGUGGGGCGCUCGCCGCGGGAGGGCAGGGUGGCCGAAUGGGAGGCGAAGGGGUGAUACAGCCCGGGCUGACUGGGACGGUCCCGUCACGGGGCACAUGUAAGGAUGAUGGGAUGGGGGACGUGCCGGGUGGGUGGGGCGAUCGCACUACGGGGCGCGUCUGGGGAGGGGAUCCGUUGUUGGCGUCUUCGGACAGUCCGAAGCCGGUCGAGAGCUUCCGCCGGGCUGCGUGCGUCGAUGGGGACGUCCGAAGUGGUUCUCUCGCGGACACGUGGAGUAGAUAGCUUUCGUAUCGACGGGCUGCCGUUUAGCGUCUGUGUAGACCGUAAUCGUGCGGGGCUGGUGGGGCCCGCUUUUGACCGUUUAAGCUGUUGGUGUUGUCGACGGCCCUGUUGACUCGUUAUGUGGGCUGCGCCGCCGGCCGGAGUGGCUUUCAUUUGGACCUGCUGGCUGUUACCGCUGCAGAGGCAGCGCUUUCAUACGGCUGCCGCCGGUCCCAGUGAGAUGUUCCUCACAGGAGCCCGUGAACUUUUGUCUGGACUUGGCGCGGAGCGCUCCAGGGUAAUCGCUUUAGUUGGUGUAGCGGAUGAUUUACACAUACACACACGUGUCACCUGUCUAGUCGGGACGAGGACGAGCAGCGGCGCUCGAUGACGCCAGUACAAUGACGGCCGGGCGGCGCUGGCGCGGCUGACACCACUGCUUCUGUCUUGCCCAUUCCCGGUUUUGUUAAUAUUUUGUGACUUGAAAUACAAGCGACGUUGCAAAAUGA